GCUAUACAUCAGGCAGGUCAGUGAACUACCCUUACGCGUGUCGGAGGCAAACCCUAAUUCACUAAUCGUGUUGAAAGCUUGCAGGUCACGCAUAUGGGUAAGAUAAUUAUACAAGCUAUUCUCUGCUAAUAAUGGCUCGCUUUCAAGUCACACACUGCGUUUGUCGCGAUUUGCCCACGUCGUUUGAAAGUGCACUCGCGCUCGAGCCUCCACCAGAGCCUAUCGAUGUGAAAAUAGCAACAUUACAGCACCAGGCGUAUGCCUCGCUUAUGCGGCAACUGCUGGGCGCGCACGGCGUCAUCGAGCUAUCUGCAGACGAGGCGUGCCCGGACUGCGUUUUUAUCGAGGAUUGCUCGUUAGUCAUCAACGAGCGGCAUGUCAUCAUCACACGUCCAGGCGCGCCCUCCCGCCAGCCCGAGACCGGGCCCGUGGAGGCGGCGCUGCGCGGGCUGGGCUUUGACCGCGUUGACCGACUGGAGGCACCCGCCACCCUGGACGGGGGUGACGUGCAGAUCAUGCCGUGGGGUGUGCUGGUUGGCACCAGCCGCCGCACCAACGACGAAGCCGUUGCGCAGCUGCGGAAGCUGCUGGCAGCCGCCGGCGGCCCGCCCGUGUUUGCCUUCUCCGUGUCACAGGCGGCAGCGGCGGCGGGCGACGGCGCCGCCGCCACCCUGCACUUCAAGAGCGUGCUGUCUGCGCUGGACCCGCACACGCUGCUGGUGGCGGACACGCCGCUAGGCCGCGCGCUGGCGGACCAAAUCGCCGCCGCCGUACCCUCUCAACCAGACCAGACAGCCAUCAAACCAGACCAGGCGCCGCAGCCGCAGCCGCCGCAGCCGCAGCAGCCGUACCUGGCAUUAGAAUUCGUACCGGAUACCAUCGCCGCCAACGUGCUGUCGCUCAACGAGCACGUGGUGACGCAGGCGGGCCACCCCGCCUCGCAGGCUCGCAUCGCGGAGCUGUGUGCGGCACGUGGGCUGACGCUGCACACGCUGGGCAUGGCAGAGCUGGCCAAGGCGGACGGCGCGCUCACGUGCUGCAGCCUGCUGUUUAAGGGGCCGCCGGGGAGGAUGGAGGAGACGGAGGAGGGGAAGCAAGGGCGGUAGGGGAAGGAGCAGGAGGAGGCGGAGGAGGGGAGGAGGAGCAGGGGGAGGAGGCGGAAGCGGAGAAGGGGAGGGAGGAGCAAGGACUGCAGGAGCAGGGGUUUCAUGGUCAGAAUGGUGGAGGGGGUGGCCGCGGCUGGUGUUGCGCGCGGGAGUUGCACAGGAAGGCCGGGAGGUGCGUGUGGGAGCCGAGGAGGGCGAUGAGCGGUGCGUAGUGCACAUGUGGCCUGCUGGGAGCAAAGCACGGGCGCGAGGAGAGUGUGGUUAAGCUGUGUUGGCAACGCAUGGGGUGAUGAUGGUGGGUGCAGGCGUGCACGUGAGUGCCUGGCUUGCAAGCGCCCCUGUGCGUGGCUGCCGUGUUUAGGCCAUGCGCAUGAUCACUUGACGUUCGCGGCAUGGCCUUAAAUGUUUUACUCAAGCAGGCAAGCCGGCGGUGCCGUCUAAAGGCAGAGCCAAGCCAGCAGGGCGGUUACAAAAGGACGUCUGGACGUGGCAUGCGGAGGGCUUGACACUGAAUCAGCACAGUGUCCUGCAUCUGGGAGAUUGUCACGUUCGGCGUCAUUUUAAUGACGUGCUAGGCGGGUGGAAAUGAGUAUGCUCUGCAACCGUGUCUGGGCCCUUAUGUGGCCCACCGCUGUGGACGGACGGUGGGCGGGCGUACUGCGUCGUGCAAUCAUUGCAUGCGCUGGGAAGCCGACCUGUCACCACUGACA
Chlamydomonas reinhardtii is the source of this 1816-nucleotide messenger RNA. RefSeq lists its product as uncharacterized. The record is from RefSeq and is a predicted model, not a curated record. Gene Ontology annotation, molecular function: amino acid binding; dimethylargininase activity. The coding region runs from base 270 to 1106 and encodes 278 amino acids. Lineage: Eukaryota; Viridiplantae; Chlorophyta; Chlorophyceae; Chlamydomonadales; Chlamydomonadaceae. Gene Ontology annotation, biological process: positive regulation of nitric oxide biosynthetic process; arginine metabolic process. The transcript is spliced from 4 exons.